AUGAUUGCAAAUAAGUGCCCAUGGGUGUGGUUUUUCUAUUUCAGGAGAAAAAUUGAACCCUGGGAAUUUGAAAAUUUCUUUGAUCCCAGACAAAUCCCUACAGAGACCUGUCUGCUCUACGAAAUCAAGUGGAAUAGCGGCAGAAUCUGGAAGCACACAGCCAGAAACACCAAACAGCAUGUCGAAAUCAACUUCUUAGAGAAGCUGAAAAAAGAGAGGCGUUUGUUCCCCUGGACCAGUUGCUCCAUCACCUGGUACCUGUCCUGGAGUCCCUGCUGGGAAUGUGCAAAGGUUAUUGAGGAGUUUUUGACUCAGCACCCAAGAAUAACUCUCAUCAUCUAUGUCGCACGACUUUAUUUGCACAUGAAGAAAUGGAACCGGCGAGGACUUCAGGACCUCUUUCACAGAGGGGUGAUCAUCAAGGUUAUGAGCCAGCCAGAGUAUAAGUACUGCUGGCGUUAUUUUGUGGACAACUUGCCUGAAGAAGAAUAUCGUUACCCAAGAUACCCUCCUCUGUCUAUGGCACUCUAUGCGUUGGAACUCCUCUUCAUCAUUGCAGUAAGUGACCUUCCAAGAAGCCUCCUUCUGAGAAAAAUUGAACCCUUUGAGUUUAUAAACUUUUUUGACCCAGGACAACUCCGUAAAGAGACCUGUCUGCUCUAUGAAAUCAAGUGGAAUAGUGGCAAAAUCUGGAAGCACACAGCCAGAAACACCUCUCAGCAUGCCGAAAUCAACUUCCUAGAGAAUUUGACAACAGAGAGGCAUUUGCCCCCCUCGCUCCACUGCUCCAUCACCUGGUUCCUGUCCUGGAGUCCCUGCUGGGAAUGUGCAAAGGCUAUUAGGGAGUUUUUGACUCAGUUCCCGCGAGUGACUCUCAUCAUUUUUGUUGCACGACUUUAUUGGCACACGAAUGAACGGAACAGGCAAGGACUCCGGGACCUCAUUAACAGAGGGGUGAUCAUCAAGGUUAUGAGCCAGCCAGAGUAUGAGUACUGCUGGAGGAAUUUUGUGAGCUACCCCCUUGGGGGAGAACAUCACUGCCCAAGAUACCCAUCUCUCCUUAUGGAACUCUACGCACUGGAACUCCACUGUGUGAUUCUAGGUCUGCCUUUCUGUUUCAAGAUUCCAAGUGGACGGCAGAAUCAACUCAAUAUUUCUAGUUUUGUGCCUCAAAUGUGUCAUUUCCAAAGGAUUCCGCCUAUUAUUCUUUUUAAGAUAGGAUUCCAGUGA
Messenger RNA from Suncus etruscus (white-toothed pygmy shrew), 1230 nucleotides. Its product is annotated as C->U-editing enzyme APOBEC-1-like. Gene Ontology annotation, molecular function: zinc ion binding; cytidine deaminase activity; RNA binding. The coding region runs from base 1 to 1230 and encodes 409 amino acids. The transcript has 6 exons. Gene Ontology annotation, cellular component: nucleus; cytoplasm. The record is from RefSeq and is a predicted model, not a curated record. Lineage: Eukaryota; Metazoa; Chordata; Mammalia; Eulipotyphla; Soricidae. Gene Ontology annotation, biological process: cytidine to uridine editing.